Molecule: messenger RNA, 1627 nt
Organism: Panonychus citri (citrus red mite)
Lineage: Eukaryota; Metazoa; Arthropoda; Arachnida; Trombidiformes; Tetranychidae
Product: neuropeptide CCHamide-1 receptor-like
Exons: 1
Coding region: 256-1626 (456 amino acids)
Biological process (GO): G protein-coupled receptor signaling pathway
Cellular component (GO): membrane
Molecular function (GO): G protein-coupled peptide receptor activity
Source: RefSeq, a predicted model, not a curated record
CUACCAAUAGAUGGCACCAAUGGUAUUCUACAAGAGAAAAGUUCUAAUCUCGAUUCGAGGAGAAAGUUUUUUGAUGAGAAUGAUGAUGAAACAAAAAGUUCUUGUUCUAAUGAGAUGUACCUCAAAUAAGGUUGAACAGUUUGAACAUAUUGAUCAAUCAAUUGGUUUCCAAUGAAUUUGUUAUCGCUUAUCAAUCGGAAUUAAAGUAAAUCAUUAAUCUAAAUUAACAAUCAGUUUUUAGAAUUGAAAACAAUUAUGAACGAAACAAUUGUCCAAAUUGUAAGUGAAGUUGUACCUUCAUCAAGUUACUAUUCGAUUAAUUUUUUCGAAUUAAAUUCAAACUCAUCUUCUAAUCAAGGUUAUCCUUCAUUACAAUUUAAUUUCGACUCCUUAUCAACAAUAUCAUCAUCAUCAUCAUCAUCUUCACCAUCAUCCAUAUCAUUGAACAACGAGAAUUCAACCAUUUUAACUGAUACAAUAAACUUAAAAUUCAACGGAACUCUAUCCGACAACGAUACUUAUGUACCAUAUGAAUAUCGACCUGAAACAUAUAUCGUACCAAUCGUGUUUGGAAUAUUGUUCAUAAUCGGCUUGAUAGGAAAUGGUACAAUUAUAUUUGUCUUUUUACGUAAUAAAUCAAUGAGAACAAUUCCCAACACUUACAUCAUAAGCCUUUCCAUUGGUGAUCUACUUAUUAUUACCGGUGCCUUACCCUUUGUUUCAACCAUUUACUCCUUCGAUUCUUGGCCUUACGGUCAAUUUCUUUGUAAAUUAUCGGAAUUUGUUCGUGAUGUGUCCAUAGGUGUAACCGUUUUCUCUUUAACCGUACUUUCUGCUGACCGUUACAUGGCAAUUGUCCUUCCAUUAAAACGUUUCACCUCAACCAAACAUAAAGAGUUAACCUUGACCAUAACCGCGUCAAUUUGGACAAUCGCCUCUCUCCUUGCAUUCCCUGGAGCAUAUAAUUCAUUUGUCAUGCAAAUUCCAAUAACUCCUGAGAAAACAAUCUCAAUAUGUUAUCCAUUUCCAGCCUCCUUAGGAACCAAUUACGCCAAAUUCAUUGUGCUGACCAAGUUUAUCAUUCUCUAUGCUCUUCCCCUUUUCAUCAUCAGUGUCUUUUACCUGGCGAUGGCUCGUCAUCUACUUGCCAAUACACAGCGUUCACUUUCAGCAACCUCAUCAAACGGAAUCAACCAAACACACCUUAGAUUAACCAAGGCUCGAACCAAAGUGGCCAAAACUGUCCUAUCCUUUAUAAUACUGUUCGCAAUCUGCUUUUUCCCUAAUCAUGUAUUCAUGAUAUGGUUUUACUUUUAUCCAAUUUCCUUUUUAGCUUCAACCCCCUUCUGGCAUUAUGUUAGAAUUGUUGGUUUUAUCCUUGCCUUUGGUAACUCUUGUCUUAAUCCGGUUGCCCUUUACAUCGUUUCCGGUUCCUUUAGAACUCACUUUGAUAAAUAUCUUUUCCGUUGUCUUAAGAAAACACCAAAUUAUCCCUCAUUCACAAGAGAUGCUAUCGGUUCAUCAAUUCAUUCAUCUUCUCAUCGACCCAUCAACUCAAUUAGCUCACGAUCUUUCAAAGAAUCAACAUCAACCUCUCUACCGAUAACCACCAAAGGUCAACAUUAGA